GAAGUUGAUCCUGCCGAGUUGAAGCGGAUGAAGUGUAUAGGAAGAGGAAUCUGUGGUGCUGUGUGGGAAGGAAAAUGGCAACAUGCCCGUGUAGCUAUCAAGGAUUUGGACAUAACAGGCUCAGAGGAUUUUCAGAACGAAUAUAUGCGAGAGAUGCUGCAAGCGUUUAGAUGCGAGGUUUCGAGACUUUGUCGGUUGAGGCAUCCCAAUAUCUUGGCGUUCUAUGGUGCAGUGACAAAAGCUCCAAAACUGUGCAUAAUUACUGAGGUGAGUCAUCGUAGUAUAUUUGUUUGUCUUUACCUAGGUGGCAAAGAUGCCAACCUGAUCAAACGACUUGAUAUAGCUCUCGGAGCCAUGAAUGGCCUUCUGUACUUACAUUCCCAGAACCCUCCAGUAGUACACAGAGAUGUCAAACCAGAAAAUCUUCUGUUGUGUCAGGACGAUGAGAUCGUCAAGGUUUGCGACUUUGGUUUGGCAAGGGACAAGCAAGGAGCGUAUCUUCAGACAAUUCACCAAGGGGGGACCUUGAAUUACAUCGCUCCCGAGGUCCAUAGAGGAGCGGAUGUAGACGAGAGUUGUGAUGUGUACUCCUUCGCCAUCGUGCUUUGGGAGCUCCUCUCCCUCUCGGAGCCAUACAAGGACAAACCAGCUCAGUCGAUCCCUGGGAUCGUCGGCUGGGGCGGCGAGAGGCCGUCUGUCGGCUGCCUGUCUGAGCGACUCUCACAAGAGGUGAGUGAGAGCAUGCGAGGCUGCCGCGUUGACUCUCCGGCAGACCGUCCGGGAUUCGAUCAGAUC
Molecule: messenger RNA, 795 nt
Organism: Guillardia theta CCMP2712
Lineage: Eukaryota; Cryptophyceae; Pyrenomonadales; Geminigeraceae
Exons: 6
Biological process (GO): protein phosphorylation
Molecular function (GO): ATP binding; protein kinase activity
Source: RefSeq, a predicted model, not a curated record